Molecule: messenger RNA, 3055 nt
Organism: Anneissia japonica
Lineage: Eukaryota; Metazoa; Echinodermata; Crinoidea; Comatulida; Comatulidae
Product: derlin-1-like
Exons: 7
Coding region: 414-1166 (250 amino acids)
Biological process (GO): endoplasmic reticulum unfolded protein response
Cellular component (GO): Hrd1p ubiquitin ligase ERAD-L complex; endoplasmic reticulum membrane
Molecular function (GO): ubiquitin-specific protease binding; misfolded protein binding
Source: RefSeq, a predicted model, not a curated record
AUCACCUUUGACAUCUAUUUGGGUUACGUCGACUACUCUGUGUGCAAUAAUGUGUACACAAGUCUAUUGACAGUGUAGCACUUUAUUCUGCUUAAUUAUAACCAUAUCUAGUCAUUUUAGCUUACGUUUAGAAAGCUUAACAGUAACUGAUUAGGAGAACAGUAUAGUUUUACAUUUUAGAUUGAUCUAGGCCUAUACCAUCUUAAUUCACCAUCAAAGACCUGAGGGCCUGUGUCAGUGAGGCUGUGUAGACGUUUUGCAUUGUCAGCAGGCGGGGAGAGUGAGUGGAGCAACACCUGGAGAGAGGUGUGACUCUAAUUCAACCAACGAAAUCCUGACUCCUACUCUAGCCUAAGCCUAGCAGGGAAGGUACUUUACUUGUACCAACGGACUUUUUUUUCUAGAAACGGAGAAUGGCUUCUAACGACAUCGGCGAUUGGUAUCGCGGUAUACCUCAAAUUACGAGGUUUUGGUUUAGUGCUUCUGUGGCUCUACCACUGAUGGCAAAAAUAGGCAUUUUGAAUCCCAUUCACCUGGUGUUAGACUACACGCUUGUUGUUCACAGAUUCCAGAUAUGGCGUCCUAUCACAGCUCUUUUCUUCUACCCAAUAACUCCAAUGACUGGAUUUCAUUAUCUUAUCAUGUUGUAUUUUCUCUAUAGCUAUUCUGUAAGGUUGGAGACUGGUGUAUUUGAUGGAAGACCAGCUGAUUACUUAUUUAUGCUUAUUUUCAACUGGAUUAUACUUGUAAUAAUAGGAUUUCUUGUACCAUUGUAUUUACUUCUGGACCCAAUGGUUCUCAGCGUACUGUAUGUAUGGUGUCAACUGAAUCGUGACACAAUUGUCUCGUUCUGGUUUGGUACUAGAUUCAAGGCCAUGUACCUACCAUGGGUUCUGGUAGGGUUCAACAUGAUCAUUAGGGGAGCUGGUUUCGGUGAGCUGAUUGGUAUUGUUGUUGGGCAUCUGUACUUCUUUUUGAUGUUUAAAUACCCACAGGAUUUUGGUGGCCGUCAGUUUCUUACUACGCCUGCCUUUUUGUACAAGUACUUUCCAAAUCGUCAGGGAGGCGUUUCAGGGUUUGGUGUUGCACCAGCAAGCAGAAGACCACAGGCUGCAAAUGAAGGAAGGCAUCAAUGGGGACAGGGCAACCUGCUUGGAGGAAACUAGGCCACCAUAUCAAUUUAAAAAAUAAUUCAACAUUGUAUUUGUAUCAAUAUGAAUAAACUUUUUUUUUUUUUUUAAUUUAUUGGAUUUUCAUUUAUUCAUUCGUAAUAAACAAUUAAAAAAAAAUAUUUUUUUCAAAUUUUGUGAUAUUUAUUUAAAUUGUUGACAUUAGAACGGUAAUCUGUUAGAUAAUAUAACAUCAUAUUUGAACAAUGAAUUUUAUUUUCUUAAGUGAAAUGUAAAUAUGAUUGCGAUACCAUUUGCACUGUCAUAAUUGCUGUGUUUAUGGUGGUUUACACUUAUACAGUAUGUGUCUCAAAACAUCUCACAUGUGUAUGUAUGUACAGUGAUCGGAAACAUUAACAGUGUGUAAACUCCUUGGAUUGAAGGUAUUCCUGUUGUUGCAUGGAUAUUUUAACAUCUACUGUAUCAGUUCAUUCACAAUUUAUCAGCUGUCUUAUUUUUGGAAAAGAAACAAAAUAUAGGUAAAGCAAACAGUGGAGUGGAUUUGAAUAGUUUAAGUGGUUAAGCUGCUUGCCUUCUAAUCCCAGGGUCGUGGGUUCAAUUCCUGGGACAGCAAGACUUUUUCACACGACUAAAAACAACUUCACUCCCAAAGUCUCAUAAAGAGGCUUCGCUGAUAAAAGCAUCACAUUAUUCCUUUAAUUUAAGAAGGCCCUGAAUAUCAGCCGACCUUCUAGGUAAAAUAUACAAGCAGUGUCACUGGCUUUUUUAACAGAUCUAUUGAUUUGAAAUAGGAGAGACCAAGAGAAGAGGGUACAGUAAAAUUGUGUAUUUCAUUCACAUCUAGCAGCUACCCAGCUAAAAGUUAGCGUAAAAUUCGAACCCACCCUGCUUUUAUUAAUUUGAAUUUCCUUUUUAAUUUAAAUUAAUAUAUUUAAUAGGUUUUAAAUUUUUAAAUAGAAUGAAUGUAGCAAAGCUUCUAAUAAAGUGUAUAAUUUUCGAUUUGACAACACAUCAUCAGCAGUUAACAGUGGGGGAUCCAGGAAUUCGAAAAACAGGGGACUCGGAGAGAGGGCUUCCACCUCAGAUGCACCAUGGUUGGGGCCGAGAUAAGAAAAUGUAUGAGUAUGGCACCUCUAGAUGGCCGGAAAUGGAACUCUCAUACUUAAAUUUAAAAGUAUACUACUCUUUUUUUUCCCUCCAUUUUAAUUUUGAAAAUUUUAGAGGACUCGGACCAGCUGCCCCCAACCCUUGAAUCUGCUGCUGGGCUUUUUUUUACAUGGUUCACAUGUAUAUAAUAAUAAGUCGUCCUGUAAGGGAGAUACCAUAUUGAGAAAGUCGUUAAUGGUUUUUUUUUUCCUGCAUUAUAAUUUUAGUCGUUCCUAAUUAUCAGAAUCCAAAACACAUUAUAUAAACUGUUUAUAAAAUUAGAGAUGCACUGUAUGUCAGAAGUUAAAAUAUAUAUAUAUAUAAAAUAAUUAAAUUUCAAACUAGAAUUGUUUAUACUAAUGUAUUAGUUUUUCAAGUAAAGGGAGUUAAGUAAAACCUUUGCUGUAUUCGUUUGCAUAGAGCAUUACAUUUGCUGGUAAUCAUUAAAAGUUCAUGUAUAAAAAUGUCAGUAAAUCAGCGACAACAUUUUUUUUCUUUCUUUCUAGUUCUAGUUUCAUUUUAAAAAGAAAUUGUAAUAGAAUUUAUAUAGUUUUUCCGAUUUUGUUUUGUUUUUUUGUCAGUGUAUGUUUAAAGUGGUAAACGUAUUGGUAACAGCCUUGGUAAAUACAACAACAUAUGCUCGUAUUAUGCUGAUUCACUGUCUGCAUGGGACUAAAUUAAACUUAAUGAAAUUCUAAAUUUUAAUUGUCCUCUUUGUAUUUUUUAUUAUUUUUGAAUAGAAAAUAAAGGAGGAAUACUAUUUUCCUCACCAAUUAAAA